AUGAGCACCAAAGUGACCAAGGACCAAACCAACGGUCAUACCAAUGGUCAUACUAACGGGUAUACCGAUCACUAUUCCAACGGUGGUCCAUCCGCAAAUGGAGAAGCCAGUGAGCUUUUUGGAAGCGAUCCCAUAGAUCAAAAAGCUGUGCACGAACCCAUUGCCAUCAUUGGCAUGGGUAUGAGACUCCCUGGAGGCGUUCAUAACGCCGAGGCAUACUGGGACCUCCUGGUCAAUGGCAAGGAUGGCCGAUGCCAGGUACCUAAGGACCGCUACAACAUCGAUACAUGGUACGGUCCCGGACGCGUGACACACGUGGGCACCAAGUAUGGACACUUCCUAGAGGAGCUCAACCUAGCCAAUAUCGAUCCCAACUUCUGGUCCUUUACGAAACAGGAGGCCGAGCUGCUGGAUCCACAGCAACGUCUCUUUCUUGAAGUCGUCUACGAAGCUUUCGAGAACUCAGGCACCACCAAGUGGAAGGGCAAGGAUGUGGGUGUCUAUGUGGGUGCCCUGGGCGACGACUGGGGCGAAAUGGAGAUGCAGGACGGGCAAGACUUGAACCCAACGCGAACAUAUGUCUACGGCGAUUACAUCAUCGCAAACAGAGCCUCGUACGAGUUUGAUCUCAAGGGUCCCAGCAUGGUGGUUCGGACAGCAUGCUCUUCCUCUAUGAUAGCUCUCCAUCUGGCCUGUCAGGACAUUCUCAGCGGAGACUGCGCUGACGGUGCUAUUGUUGGCGGCAUUAACCUCAUCAUCACGCCACGAACUACUGUGGCGUUGACUGAACAGGGUGUUCUUUCAGAGGAUGGCCGUUGCAAAACCUUUGAUGCUGACGCUGAUGGCUAUGCCCGUGGAGAGGGUGUCUCGGCCAUCUACAUCAAGAGACUGUCGGAUGCAGUUCGUGACGGAGACCCCAUAAGAGCCGUCAUUCGAUCAACGUGUGCCGCUGCCGAUGGAAAGACCGCCGGCUUCACAAUGCCCAACCCGGAAAGCCAUGAGAAAUUGAUGAGACGAGGGCAUCGACUGGCAGGCAUUUCAGAUUUUUCCAAGACGGCCAUGGUGGAAUGCCACGGAACUGGAACCGCAGUCGGCGAUCCCCGUGAAGUAAGCGCCGUGGCUAACGUAUGGGGAGACCACGGCAUCUACAUUGGAUCAGUCAAACCAAAUAUCGGCCAUGGUGAAGGCGCAUCUGGAUUGUCAAGCAUCAUGAAGAUGACUUUGGCGCUCGAGAAUAAGAUCAUCCCACCCAACAUCAACUUCAAGACUCCUAACCCAAAAAUCCCAUGGAAGGCAGCGAAACUCAAGGUUCCGCUCAAGGCUACAUCGUGGCCAACUGACAAACUGGAAAGAGUUGCUGUCAACAGCUUCGGAAUCGGAGGUGCCAACGCCCAUGUUAUAUUAGAAUCUGCUGCCUCUUUUGGGUUUGGACAGAAACCCGAGUCCAAAUUGCAGGGCUCAGGCGAUGCAAACCUCGGAUGGCAUCUUCUUACCUUCUCUGCGAAGCAUCCCAAAGCCUUAGAGAUGUCUGCACAAAGGCACGAAGAGUACCUGACAACGCAUCCAGACUCUCUCAGCAACAUGGCGUACACGUUGAACACCAAACGGGUGGUGCACUCGCAUCGUGCUUUCUGCGUCACAGACGGAUUGGAUUCCUUCGAAAUAUCGAAAAUUCUCAAGCCGGCCCUCGGGUCCAAGUGUGACCUUGUCUUCGUCUUUACGGGACAGGGGGCUCAAUGGGCCGGAAUGGGACUUGAACUUCUCAGAAGCGAGGGAAUUUUCAAGGAUACGGUCGACUACCUUGACGCUGAGCUAUCACGGCUAUCGGAUGGCCCAAACUGGAACAUGCGAGAUGAAAUUCUUGCCACCGAGAAGACCAGCCGUUUGUCGGAAGCGGAAAUAUCUCAGCCCUGCUGCACGGCAAUCCAGAUUGCACUCGUGGAACUGCUUCGGAGCUGGGGUAUUUCACCUGACGCUGUUGUAGGUCAUUCGUCUGGUGAAAUUGCUGCCGCAUACGCCUGCGGCGCCAUUUCGGCCCAAGAUGCAAUCCGUGUCGCCUACUAUCGAGGAAACUCCACCAUUGCGCUGAAGUCUAUUCGCAAAGGUGGUAUGGCAGCCAUAGGUCUUGGCCGGGAAGAUGUCGUGCAGUACCUUCAGCCAGGGGUUACCAUCGGCUGCGAUAACUCACCAGCUAGUGUCACAUUGACGUGCGACGCCGAUGUUCUGGAAAGGGUCAUGGAAACCAUCCGCACCGCCGAUCCGUCCGUUCUGGUCCGGCCUCUUCGCGUCGAAUGUGCUUAUCACUCGGAGCACAUGAAGCUUGUUGCCCAAGAUUACGCUGCCCGCCUUGGAACCGUUAACGCAAGCCAGCCCCAAGUUCCUUUCUACUCCUCGGUGACCAGAGGAGUCAACAGUGAUCUAUCGACCGCAUACUGGACAGAGAACCUGGUGUCUCCUGUUUUGUUCAAAGGUGCCAUUCAGACUGCGCUCCAGUCUCACGAUAACCUCACGUUUGUGGAAGUCGGGCCGCAUUCGGCUCUCGCGGGACCCAUUAGACAGACCAUUCAAAGCGAGAUCAAGUCGAAUGCCGGAUACAUUUCAACGCUUGUACGCAAAAAAGACGCCCAUGUGUCAAUACUCAGCACUGCGGGCAAUCUUUGGCUGGCCGGCACCCCUGAUCUUGACUUGAGCGCCGUGAACCUUCACGGCAGGCCUGAAGGCGGCGAGUUGUUGACCGACCUCCCCACAUACUCGUGGCACUACGAUGGCGAGUAUUGGUUGGAGAAUCGCCUAUCCCGAGACUGGCGCUUUCGCAAAUUCGACCACCAUGAACUGCUUGGUGCACGGGUGCUCGAGAGUGCAGACGCCGGACCCGCAUGGCGCUGCAAGUUGCGAGUCCAAGAUGCCCCGUGGCUCAGUGACCACGACAUAUUGGGUGACAUCAUCUUUCCUGGCGCAGCCUACCUCUGCAUGGCCGGUGAAGCGAUCAAACAGCUUCGUCCAGGAUCUCACGAUUACUCUCUGAGACGCGUUACGCUGGCUUCGGCGCUCGUCUUACAUGGCGAUCCUGUCGAGCUGGUUACAACUUUGACGCCCGUUCGCCUGACCAACGCAGCUGACUCGGAUUGGUAUAGCUUCACCAUCUCGUCUUUCACUGCCACUACCAACACAUGGACCAAGCACGUCUCGGGCCAAGUCAGGUCUGGGCGAACAUUUGUUCCCGACACCCCAAAGAUCGAGCCCCUCCCUCGCAAAGUUCCCACUUCAAUCAUGUACAACGUUUGGCGUCGAUUUGGUAUGAACUACGGCGGACGCUUUCGCGGCUUGGAUGACAUCAGCGCGCACACAACCGAGAAGAGAGCCGUGGGUACCAUUUACGAGAAAUGUCUCCCCGAAGAGGGCGAGCUGUAUUCUGUUCACCCGGCUAGUAUCGACGCUGCCUUCCAUCUUUCCAAUGUCUGCCUAUGCCAUGGGCUUGGCAGGAACUUCAGGACGCCUUCGGUUCCCAAGUAUAUUGAAGAAAUGUACGUGGGAAGACCCGAGGGACCCAUACGGGUGGUUGGAGAUGCCGCUGAUAAGGGCCGUGGCGGAUCGAUGAGCAACCUGGUGGGUGUUUCCAAUGGGAAAGUUGUUCUCAAGUGGACAGGUCUCGAACUUUCACCGCUGAGCGACGGCUCCGAUGUCGUCGACGACGAUCCACACGCUGCAGCUGUACUUGAAUGGAAGACCGAUGCUGACUUCAUCGAUGCUACACGACUCUUGCGAUCCUUGAAGAAGGAUCCCGAUGAUGAGCAACAUAGACUGGUCGAUACUAUGGGUCUGGCAUGCAUCAUCGAGUCCAGGCACCAGCUCGCCGGACUCGAAACAACCCAAUGGCAUCUUGUCAAGUUUCGCGAUUGGAUGGACAUCCCCUACUCAGAAGCGGUCGAGGGGCGAUACCCCCACGUCCCCAACUGCGUCGAAAUCGCAACCAUGAGCUCUGAGGAGAGACAAAAGCUCAUUCGGGACUACCUCGCAGCCUCUGAGGGCACUGAAGCUGAAGCUGUGGCUAUUUCCCUAUAUCGCAUCUUUGACAAUAGCGUGCGCUUUUUCUCUGGCGAAGCCGACCCGCUCGAGGUGCUCAUGGCCGACAACAUCUUGAUGCGCAUGUAUGACUUCACCAACAACGCUGAUCAUCUUCACUUCCUCACUCUGCUCGGCCACAAGAAGCCCACCAUGCGAGUUUUGGAGAUUGGCGCUGGGACAGGCGGCACCACCGCCACAAUUCUUCCUGCCCUGAGAUCCGAACAAGGAGAGCGGAUGUAUGGCACCUAUGUGUACAGUGACAUAUCAGCUGGGUUCUUUAUGGGGGCCAAGGAGCGCUUUUGUGACUAUCAGGCCAUCGAGUACUCAGUGCUUGAUAUUACCCAAGACCCGAUCAGCCAAGGAUUCGAGGAGGGUUCAUUCGACCUCAUUGUGUCCUCCAACUGUUUGCACGCCACGCCUGAUCUCACCAAAACUUUGUCCAAUGUACGGAAGCUUCUUCAUCCCGAAGGUCGGUUGUUCCUCAUGGAGCUCAGUCCCGAGUCAUCCAAGUCGGUCAAUUAUGUCAUGGGGCCGCUGGUCGGCUGGUGGCUCAGCGAGGACGGUCGGGAGAACGAGCCAUACAUCAGUGCUGAAAGAUGGCACGAAAAGCUUUUGCAGUCAGGCUUCUCCGGUGUUGAGGCAUAUGCUUUCGAUGGCAACAUGAGCAACAGCAUCAUCGCCAGGCCCGUUCAGCCUCGUUGUGAACAGCUGAAAAGAGUGAGCAUCAUCGCCAAUGAAUUAGACCAUCCUGCAAUUGCAGAAGUCACCAAAUGCCUGCAAGGAAUAGGCCUGGACUUGGACCUUUUCUCCCUCGGUCAAGUGCUCACCCCAGGACAGCCUGCAGUCUUCCUGGUGGAUUUGGAAGCGCCAUUUCUUGCCAAUAUCACCGAAGAGCAGUUCAACUCCUUUAAACGCACUCUUUUCUCAGUUCAGGACGUCCCCUUUUGCUGGGUCACUGGGGCCUGCCAGAUCGGUUGCAAGAACCCCGACUACGCGCUCGUCAACGGAAUGGCCAGGAGCAUCCGCCAAGAGACCGGUAUUGACUUAGUGACGUUCGAACUGGAGGUAUUCGAUGAAAGUGCAUGGAGAGCACUUUCUGGCCUUCUCGAGACGUUCCCGUCGCGAGUGAUAGACGGCGAGGUUGAUACUGACUUUGAGUCGGAGUACGCUUUCCAUGCCGGCACGAUCCAGGUCGGCCGAAUGCACUGGAUCAAUGUCAACAGCGAACUUCAAGACAAAAGACCCGAAGUCCGAAUGGAGAGUCUUGUCAUCGACAAGCCUGGAAUCAUUCAAACCCUUCACUGGAAACAGGAGACGUCGCCGGUCUUGAAGGCGGAGGACUGGGUACAGGUGGACACUCGAGCAGUCGGGCUCAACUUCAAGGACGUCUUGAUUGCCAUGGGCAUUGUCGAGGCCACUAAUUACGGUUUGGCUGCCGGCGACUUUGGUUUCGAGGGCGCUGGCGUUGUCACUCGGGUUGGAUCCUGUGUCCAGCACCUUGCUGUUGGCGAUCGGGUUGCUUUCAGUUCCACGGGCUGCUUUUCUACGUCACAGACCAUGCCUGGGAUCUAUUGCACCAAGAUUCACGAGUCUUUGACUUUCGAAGAGGCGGCGACGAUGCCAUGUGUCUUUGGCACCGCCAUGUAUGGAUUGGUGGACCUGGCGAGGUUGGAGGCAGAACAGUCUGUCUUGAUUCAUUCGGCCUGUGGUGGAGUUGGACAAGCCGCCAUUCAGAUAGCCAAGAUGAUCGGAGCAGAGAUCUUCUGUACUGUGGGCAGUGAGGAGAAGAUCGAGUACCUGAUAAGUGUUUUCGGUAUUCCUAGAGACCACAUCUUCAACUCCAGAGACAGUUCUUUCCGGCAGGGAAUCCUAAAAGCAACUUACGGCCGAGGUGUCGAUGUAGUUCUCAACUCGCUCUCGGGGGAGUUGCUUCACGAGUCGUGGAAUUGCGUUGCCAAGUUUGGCACAAUGGUCGAAAUCGGAAAAAGGGACUUCAUCGGCAAGGCCGAGUUGGCGAUGGACCGCUUCGAGAAUAACCGAACAUUUGUGGGCCUCGACCACACGGAGCUUUGGGCGCACAAACCUAAGGUGGCAAGCAGAGUCCUGAACAAGGUCAUGGAGCUCUGCGGGCAAGGAAAACUUGGGCCCAUCGGACCGAUCAAGACAUUUGAGGCCGCAAGAGUUGAGGAGGCGUUCCGGUACAUGCAAAAGGGCCAGCAUAUAGGCAAGAUCGUCGUCACGGUCCCAGAGAGCCGAGCAGCCCAUGCGCCUGAGGCAGAACCGGCGCGCCGAGAGUUGAUUCUUCGAGAUGACCGGACCUACGUGUUUGCAGGUGGACUGGGUGGACUGGGCCAGUCGAUUGCUACGUAUCUGGCAGAAAAGGGAGCGCGACAUCUCCUAUUUUUCUCCAGGUCGGCCACCCAGUUUGCCGAAUCCAACCCGGCCUUCUUUGAGGAGCUGGGAAGUUUGGGUUGCUCGACCCAAGUCGUCAGUGGGAACAUUAACAACCGGGCGGAUGUUGAGAAGGCCGUGGCCUCGGCCACUAACCCCGUCGCCGGAGUCUUGCAGGCUGCCAUGGUUUUACAGGAUGCAAACUUUGUCGACAUGAAGUUCGAUGCAUGGCAGACAGCAGUCCUUCCCAAGGUGCUGGGCACGCGGAACUUUGAGGAGGCGUUGAAGAAGCAAGAGGAGCCGCUUGACUUUUUUUUCCUCUUCAGUUCCGUGUCAGGAACAGCGGGACAAAUCGGGCAAGCCAAUUACGCAGCAGGCAACACAUUCAUGGAUGCCUACGUCCAGUAUCGACAUGGUCAAGGCUUGGCUUGCUCAACUCUGGCAAUCGGCAUCAUGGAAGACGUUGGUUUCCUUGCCAGAGAGAGACACCUUCUUGAGGCGUUGCGCGCCACAUCUCUGCACUUCUUGCAUGAGCAGGACCUCCUCGACUCUCUGGAGCUUAUGUUGGGUCCAAGAGCUUCUCUUGCAAACAGCACCUCUGACAGCAGUAUAACUGCCGCAGAGAAGACUGACGAAUACACCAGGCUCACAAGGGGUUACAUUAACGACAGCCAUGUCGUCGUUGGCUUGCGCUCAAAGCUUCCCCUCCUCUCGCCCAUGAACCGUACGGGCUGGAAAAAGAGCCCACGUUUGCUGGUGUACCGCAACAUAGAAAACCGGGAUGAGAUCAAAUCCGGCCCCGCCACAGACGGUGGCCUGAAAGAGUUCCUGUCGUCGUGUGGGAAGACGCCGGGGUUGCUCGAGGCCGACGCCACAGCUGACUUCCUGGCCCAUGAGAUUGGGACCACUCUGUUCAACUUCAUGAUGCGAAGCGACGAGGAGCCUGACCUGACGGUGCCGCUGGCGAGUGCGGGUGUCGAUUCGCUUGUUAGUAUCGAGCUGAGGAACUGGUUCAGGCAAAAGGUGGGAGUGCCCUUCACAGUAGUGGAGAUUGUAGGCGCUGCUAGCAUUGCUGAUUUGGGGAGGAUGACAGCCGAGAAGCUGGCUGAGAAGUAUAAGCAAUAG
Messenger RNA from Fusarium sp. VM40, 7581 nucleotides. The record is from the annotation of a GenBank genome assembly. NCBI's taxonomy places the organism in Eukaryota, Fungi, Ascomycota, Sordariomycetes, Hypocreales, Nectriaceae.